AUUUUCUAUCAUAAAGACUCUCGUCUGAGGAAAAAAAAAAAAAAAAUCUCUGUAAGUCGUUUUCAGAUACCAUGUUCGGUGCUAACCUCUCAACCACCCCUCCAUCUUCAAUACUAAAGCUUAACCCCUAAGCCUCUCUCACUCUCUCUCUAUCUGGAAUCAAGAAUUUCCAGAAAAAAAAGGCCCAAAAAGGAAGAAGAUGAAAGAGGAGCAGCAGCACCUCCACCACCAUCACCACCAGCAGAGAAAGAUCAUGACCGCCAAGAAACUCACUCGACCCACGGCGUAUGUCCUUCUCCUCUUGCUAUCCUACGUCUUGGGUUAUCUAUCCGCGCCGUCUUCCAGCUCAGUUCACUCUCCCACCGCCGGGACUGCAUCUAUCCCCACCACCGCAGGCGCCGCCUUAGCAGAAUCGGACCUCGGCCACUUUGGUGUCACGAGGAGGUGUGGCGACCCAGUUCCCUCAAAGCUCGUUCGGCAAACGAUUCUCGACCGGGUCUUCAAUGGCACUUCGCCGUUCGACUCGUUUCCGCCGCCGCACGUGGUCCACCUCCUCAGGCCGAAGAGAAUCAAGGGGUGGGGCUCGAACGGAGCCGUUUUCGAAAACCUAAUCCGGCGAGUGAAGCCCCGGACAAUAAUCGAGGUGGGGACGUUCUUGGGCGCGUCAGCGAUUCACAUGGCGGAGGUGGCGAGUCAACUCGGCCUCAAAACCCAGAUUAUAUGCCUCGACGAUUUCCGAGGCUGGCCCGGGUUCCGCGACCGGUUCAAGGACAUCGCUAUGAUCAACGGCGACGUCAUGCUUCUCUAUCAGUUCAUGCAGAACAUCAUCCACGUAAACGCAACGGACUCAGUCUUACCAGUUCCAUUCUCAACCGCAUCGACUCUAGACAAACUAUGCGAGUUGGGCGUGUUGGGUGACCUCAUUGAGGUGGACGCUGGUCACGACUUCAACUCAGCCUGGUCAGACAUUAAUCGAGCCUACAGAAUCCUCCGACCCGGCGGCGUAAUCUUCGGCCACGACUACUUCACUUCGGUCGACAAUAAAGGGGUGAGAAGAGCAGUCAACCUCUUCGCCCGACUCAACAAGCUCCGAGUCCAACUCGAUGGACAGCACUGGGUAAUCGACUCGGCUUGACUCACUCAGAAUGAAUCUCGCCUUACGUCCACAUAAUACAUCUACAUCUAAAACAAGAUAAAGAGAGAGUCAUUUCUUUUCUUAUGGUGGGGUCCGUCGCAGACGAUCGUGUGAUGAGACAAGGGACUGUUUGGAUUUUGUAUUAGUUCUUUUUCUGGUUGGUUAAUAUUUGUAGUUUAGGGACAGAUUAAUGACAGGUUACCAAAAACAAAAGAAUAAAGAUAAUAAAAAAGGAAACCCUUUGUUCUUUCUCA
Molecule: messenger RNA, 1389 nt
Organism: Vitis riparia (riverbank grape)
Lineage: Eukaryota; Viridiplantae; Streptophyta; Magnoliopsida; Vitales; Vitaceae
Exons: 1
Coding region: 200-1135 (311 amino acids)
Source: RefSeq, a predicted model, not a curated record